This is a messenger RNA of Cryptotermes secundus, 3723 nucleotides long. RefSeq names its product exocyst complex component 7 (gene Exo70). The transcript has 14 exons. Gene Ontology annotation, molecular function: phosphatidylinositol-4,5-bisphosphate binding. Gene Ontology annotation, biological process: exocytosis. The record is from RefSeq and is a predicted model, not a curated record. Gene Ontology annotation, cellular component: exocyst. The coding region runs from base 7 to 2184 and encodes 725 amino acids. Lineage: Eukaryota; Metazoa; Arthropoda; Insecta; Blattodea; Kalotermitidae.
ACUCGAAUGUUGGUGGAACUGUUAUCAAUAAAAUGUCGCUUUCGAGAUGGUGAAUUGUUGAUCAUUGUUUGUCUUCUGAUAUUCCUUGUAACUGGAAUCAUGCACGAUCCAAGUGAGAGGAAGAAUGAAAUAGAAAAUAAAUUAGCAAAGGAACAGAAUAACCUAAACCUACUGAAAGAAAAGGUGAAUCGCAGUAGUCAGCUUACAAAGGGAAUGGUUGGGAUUUUGUCAUCAUUUGAACAUCGUUUAGCUCGUUUGGAGGAAACAAUUCUGCCUGUGUAUAAUGAGACAGGAAACUUACAACGGCGACAAGAAAACAUUGAACGCACAUUGAUGGCAUUAGAUCACGUCAUAGCAUUUUAUGGGGUGAGUCAGGAAGUGGAGCCUGUUGUUCGGGCAGGUCCUGGACCAAUUGCAAAUGGUGGCUCAGGAUUGGAUGUUUUCCUGGAGGCAAUGAAUAAACUGCAACUUGCACAGGAGUACUUUGAGAAAAACAAUCCACAAAGUGUUGAGCUGGAGAAUGUGUCAACUCUGUUUAAUUCUGGUGGUGAUGCUCUGAAUCGAGAAUUUAAGGACUUGCUGUUCCGACACAGCAAACCUGUUUCUCCGAUCAUGCUACUUGAGCUUGUUGAAGAAGAAACUGCUGCCUCUCUGAACCAUUUCCCAGAAGCUGUUUCUAGUGAGCUGAUCUGCAUUGCGGAUUGGCUCAUCAUGCACAACCGAGAUGAAUACAUGAAUGUGUAUGCACGUGUGCGUGCUACUAUCUUACUUAAAUCUUUACAACAACUGAAGGAACAGCAGAGAUCAUCUAGUGGUGGAAGUAUACAGAGUGUGCCAGUGGCAAAUUCCCCAAUGGUGAGACCAAAAUUUCAAACUCCAGGCCGAAGAGCAUCUAAAAGACUGCAGAUGUUCGAGAAAAAAGCUAACAAGAUGCUACAGAUUGCUACGCAAACUCUGGAACAUUCUACAGGUUUCAGUCUUGGAACUCGACGUUCUGCAUUACAUUUAGAAUCACGAGAAGACAUAGUGGAUGAGCAAGAGAUGGAGAACUAUCUGGUAUGUGUGAUGGCCUUGCAGCGGCUGAUGCAGAGUGAACGCUCGCUCAUGGUAGGCAUUGUGCCUCUACAACAUCAGCACCAAGUGUUCGAGAUUGUUAUCCGCGAUGCCAUGGAUAUGGUGGUUCAAGAUGGCGAGAGUAUAGCAUCUCGAGCCAAACGUUGCAUCAACCGCCAUGAUUUUGCAGCAGUACUGGUAGUGUUUCCAAUAUUGAAACACCUGCUCACAAUGCGUCCUGAAUUUGAACGGACUGUGGAAGGCUGUGAUUACAAUGUUCGCUCAAAGUUUGCCUCAAUCCUCAACACUUUGCAUGGCACAGGAGCCAAGGCUCUGGAAGACUUCAUUGAGAGUGUCCGCUCAGAUCCAAGCACACAGCUACCAAAAGAUGGGACAGUUCAUGAACUGACAAGCAAUGUGCUGGUAUUCUUGGAGCAACUUCUUGAUUAUGUGGACACUAUAGGGGGCGUGCUCGCUCAGGAUCCUGUGUACAGUAAUGCAUUAACUCUGAUACCAGGACAUGGCAAAGUGGACAAGAACAAGGCUCUAGUGGGGAUAUAUAUCAAGAAGGUGUUGGUACAGUUAAACCUGACACUGGUUGGUAAGAGCGACCUAUACAGUGACAUCUAUCUGCGGGCAGUGUUCCGCCUCAACAACAACCACUAUGUUUUGAAAGCACUGCAACGUGCAGGACUGCUAGACCUGGUUCAGCUGUCAGAGCCUGACUGUGAGGAGAGCUACCAUGAUAUGAUAAGGGAAAACAAGAAGGCCUACUCACAAAGUUGGAGUCGAGUUCUGAGCCAUAUCUGGGGGACUGAGGAUGCACCUGUAGCUAUGGCACAUGCAGGAAAGUUAAGGGAUAAGGACAGACACCUGAUCAAGGAGAGAUUUGCUGGUUUCAACAAGGAAAUGGAAGAAAUUGCUAAAGUCCAACGCAGCUACUCGAUUCCAGAUGUAGAACUACGAGAAAGUUUGAAGAGAGACAAUAAGGAGUACAUACUUCCAAAGUAUCACGCUUUCUAUGAAAAGUACAGCACUGUUCCUUUCACCAAGAACACAGAGAAGUAUAUCAAGUAUGCCCCAGCACAGGUAUCAGCACUGAUAGAUCGUUUCUUUGAUGUUGCAGCCUAAGUUGUAUAAUCUUGUGAAAAUAGGAAUACGGUGUAUAUCGGAGUGUACUGUAUCCUGGGAUGUGAUUUCAAUGUAGUCUGGUCGAAGUUCACUGUUGCUUCAGAGGAGUAUACUGUGGCCCAUCUUCCUAGUCAAAGAGUAAGUGGAACAGCAAACAAGAAACAAAGUUCCACUUGCUGCUAGCAUGACUUACCCUUCGACCCUGAAGAUGCGUUCAAUACAUUCAUCUGAAACAUCAGUAAACUUCCAUCAGGCUAUCUGGUGUCACAACCAGAAGAUGGGAUACUUCAUAAUCAGUGCUUUGAGAACCUCAAAUCUCAUAUGAUGCAUAUUUACUGCAUAAAAUUAUACAUUUCUAAAUAAAGAAAAUAUACUAUCAAGAGGACUUUGUGUCUUGAGAUGGAUCCUUAUACCAGCGUGGCCAAAUGUCACCCCCAUUGGUCACUUAUGGCCUCUAACAACUUAUUUUCAUUCACAGCUCAAGCUCCAGGAAUCACAGCCCUUUAUAUCAAACUCAUUUUCACCCAACUGCUCAAGAAAUCCCUCACUUUUUAUGGUAUCUGACAAGUCAUUGCUGUAUUUACAGAAUCCCACCACUGAAACCUAUGUUGUGAUAUAUCAUAAUAUGCUACAUUUUUAAAGGUAGGAAUUGUUAGCCUUUUGUCCAACCCCCAAGUUGCAGGGAAGCACUUAUCUGUCUGCAGCUGCUUAUUCAGCAAAUCAUUGAUAACUAAAAUUUUUGUGUAUGCUGUGAGAAAGUUCAGAAUAUUUUAGAAUUAGUCUCUACAAUUGGCCAAAAUCAGAAAAUGCAUUAGAACUACUGUAUAACAAAGUUCAAAAUUAUUUCAAAAUUCAUGCUAUUACAUGCUUGACUUUAGUCAGUGGUCACUUCUAACUUUAUUUAUGUUUAGUUAGGCCAGUGGAUGAAAAGUGUUGAUAUUGUUAUAAUUUGUUUAUAUCCACUCUUUAUUGUGAUAAUAUCUUGUAUAUAUAUUUUGUAAUAUACUACACCUAUUGUUUUGAGUAUAGUAAUUUAACAGGAGGAAAAUGUAGUAACAGGAUUGUCUAAACACUGUUCAACAUAUUACAGAAAACGAAACAGUGGCAAUAUUUGUGUCAUAAGGAUGACGUAUGGGUAAUCACAUGUCAUUUGCUAGUGAUUCAAACCUAGGAUACAUUGAAGAUUGUGGUAGCAUGGUACACAACAACCAAACUCUGAUGUUUCACUACUUUCAUACCUUCUGAACUGGUGAAAACUGAUGAAAGACUGUUUUAGAAGCUAUCCUUAUGUAACCAAUUUGUUCAGGUCAUUUGAAGAAAUGUGUGUGCCACAGAUAUGAAAACAAAAACGUUUCUUGUAAGUUAUAGUAUGAGGGUUCUCGUCCUUCUUUGUUAGUAGCUCCGUUUUUAAAUGUGUCAUAUGUCUGCUACUAGCUAAAACUGACAAGUAUUUAAACAUUGUUAUUGAUAUAUACAUAUAUUUUCCAAGACAGUGUGUCUGACUUCUUUCCAAAAACCCACAUGGCCAACAUGUCAUCU